GGCCAAAACACACUGACUGAAUGUAAAGAGAGCAGCUCUGUCUCAGGCUGUAGUUUGGGACUUUGGCCAAAAGUAUGUAGACAUCUGCACUGACUCACACACUCCGAUGCUCCUCUCAACAUUCAGCCACUUCUCUUUCUUCCACUUGGCUGCCAACAUGUACGUCCUCUGGAGCUUCUCCACCAGCGCCGUCUCUAUGCUGGGCAGAGAGCAGUUCAUGGCCGUCUACCUGUCUGCAGGUGUCGUAUCUACGUUUGUCAGUUAUAUUUGUAAGAUGGCCACAGGGAGGUUCGGUCCGUCUCUGGGAGCCUCUGGAGCUAUAAUGACCGUUCUAGCUGCCGUCUGCACCAAAAUGCCAGAAGCCAAACUGGCCAUCAUCUUCCUCCCAAUGUUCACCUUCACUGCUGCCAACGCGCUGAAGGCCAUCGUUGCCAUGGAUACAGCCGGCGUGGUGUUGGGAUGGAAGUUCUUUGACCACGCAGCUCAUUUAGGAGGAGCUUUAUUCGGAGUGUAAGUUGGUGUUUCGACCAAUCACAGCAGGCGCUCCGAUGCCUUCCUGACUUUGGUUUUUAUCGGUUUCAGUUCUCCAGAAACAGAUUGAUUAUUGAUUAUUGAUUGAUUGGCAAGAGAUAAAAACUCUGAGGAGUAAUUUUUGCUCCUUCAUUAAAACGCUGUUUGCAGCUUUGUGGUCGUUUAUCAAUAAUAUUUGGAUCAAUUGUUCCUGGUUUCCCAUCAUGCUCUCAUGCACGACCUGAGGACCCGAGGAGGGCCAGGCAGAGGAGGCGGCAGCGACGACGGCGGCACCGCGUAGGACGCCCAACCACCGGGGCUGCUGGGAAAAUGUAAAGAUGUAUAAAAUGUACAGAAAGAAGCCGCCGCGGCGUUCGGCUUCAACAGGAAGUAAAGCUGGAGUUCAAAUAAUGACUCAUCGUAUUUCUAUCGAUAACCGACGUGAACGAUUCCAGUUUGUUUCCCUGCAGAGACGCUAAUUAUUAUUUAGUUGCCAUGGAGACGGAUUGUAUUGUUUCUGAUUGUGUUUCUGUUCAUCGUUCGACAAAACGUCUCGAUUUCAGCCAUAAUAUAAAUAAUAACAAACACAAACACAGCAUUUCAUCUAUUUCCUGAAGAAAACUACAUAUUGUAAUACGUUUAUUAUUAUAAUUAUUAUUAUUAUUGAUAUUAAUCUCUGGUUUUCCACAAACUUCCUGCAGUUAUUGUGUUCACUGUUGAUCAGUUACUGUUAUUGAUCAAUACAAUAUGAACUACAGUCAGGUUGGGAACCACCAUGAUACACUCUGGAUCCAGAACUUGUUUCAGGACUCUGGUCCAUCAGAGGAGUCGGGAUAAACAUUCUGUUUGUGUCUUUCUGCUUAUUUAUGUUUGUUUGUUUGUUUUCUUUCCAAUAAAUAAAACUGAUCAGAAACGA
Molecule: messenger RNA, 1426 nt
Organism: Dicentrarchus labrax (European seabass)
Lineage: Eukaryota; Metazoa; Chordata; Actinopteri; Moronidae
Product: presenilins-associated rhomboid-like protein, mitochondrial
Exons: 4
Coding region: 107-514 (135 amino acids)
Cellular component (GO): membrane
Molecular function (GO): serine-type endopeptidase activity
Source: RefSeq, a predicted model, not a curated record